This is a messenger RNA of Nerophis lumbriciformis (worm pipefish), 2319 nucleotides long. Lineage: Eukaryota; Metazoa; Chordata; Actinopteri; Syngnathiformes; Syngnathidae. The record is from RefSeq and is a predicted model, not a curated record.
AUGGAUUCAUGUGAUGCGGGGCUUACAAACGACUGGAAAAACACGAAAGAAGCUGUUGCAAACUUUCGAAGUCUGCUUCUCUGUUCAAAAUGCUCUCAGUUAAUGAAGGAUCCUGUUUGCCUCGGAACAUGUGAACAUAUGCUAUGCAGGUCCUGUGCUGGCCCAAAGGCAGGCGAUGGUUGUGUGGUGUGUCAGAGCCCUUCCUGGGUAAAAGACAUUCAAAUCAACAGACAGCUCAGCAGUAUCAUAUCCCACUUCUGUGCCUUGGAAUCGAUAUUAAACCCCAAUGGAAAACCAGACUCCUCCAAAGGAAUACAAGCAGAAAGCGAGAACACAGUCUUAAAACACAAGAAGAACUUCAAGAUUUGGUUCAGUCCUCGCAGCCGCAAAGUGCGCUGCAUGUUGGAAACGGCUCCAAAAUUCUUCAUACCUGAAAGCAAGAAAAAAACAACUGAAGCACAGCCAAGUGCUCCCAUGGCUAAAGUCGGCGACCUGACAGUUUUCAACUUUGCCUCAUCUUCCCAGGACUCUUGCUCCUCUUCUCCAACAUCCACUAAAAACGGUAAGAAAAAGAAAAAGAGGGUCAAUGAGAAAAACAUUGGUGGAAAAAAGAAAACUCUGAGAAGAACCACCAAGAAACAACAGAAUGUCACCAUAAAGAAGACCCUCGAAGCUAUAAACGAGCAAUGGGGGAAGACCGAAGAAUCAGUGAAAAGAAAGUCGAGUAAAAAGGUUUCAUUCUGCAGUCCUGCUGAAAAAUAUGACAAUAAUCUCAGCCUUGUCUCUGGCGAUAGCACCUUGAAAGACAUACUUAAAGAGGGUAGCAUCGCUGCACCGAACAACUCAAACUUACUUUGUCAGAAUGAAUCAGACAGUGUUCAGGACACACUGCUAGAUUCUUACGCCAUCCCAAUAAAGAAGCCUACAAAACAGGCCAAUCUAUCGCCUCCACAGCGUUCCUCGAAACGUUCAAAGUCUGAGGAUGAAACCAUCACCCUGGAGACUACACCAAAAAGGAAAGCAGUAUCACCAGGCACCUGUCAGAAAUCACUGAGUCACUCACUUGCUGAUGCUAUUAAUUCUCAGUCCUUGUCCAGCCCGAUUGGUAAACGAACCCCUCAAAGAGAUGGAGGUGAAAGUCCCCCUAGUGCCAGUACUGGCAUGGGUAGAAAAUCUCCCUCUUCAUUGGGACGCUGUAACUCUGGGACUGCAGCAGUCAUGAAGAAAAACCACAAAGGAGAGACCCCGCUACAUUUGGCCGCUAUAAAGGGUGAUGUUGAAAGUGUCAAGGAACUAUUGGACCAAGGUGCUGACCCCAACUUGAAGGAUAAUGCGGGAUGGACACCGCUGCAUGAGGCUUGCAACCUAGGUCACCUGAUGGUAGUGGAGGCACUAUUAUCAAGGGGGGCCUUGUUGAACACUCCCGGCUAUGAAAACUACUCUCCACUUCAUGAUGCUGUGCGCAAUGGGCACAUAGCCAUCGUCAAAUUGCUGCUACAGUUUGGAGCCUCACAGAGUGUGCUUAAUCUUCAUGGCAAACGGCCUGCAGACUACGCUGUAAGUCAGGAGAUGCUCGACAUUUUCCAGGAAGCGUCUGGGGAACCCCAGGAUGCUAAUACAUCUAUGAAUAGCCCGGCCAGUCUUUCUUUAGUGGAUAGCUGUGUGAAGCAGGAUGAAAUUGUUUUGUUUCUGUCAAGCAAGCUGCAGCAAACAGGCCAGCAUCAGUUUGCCAAGCUGAGCCAGCUUUUGGACGGAAGGAUAACAGACUCCUUUACUUCUUCGGUAAGUCAUAUUGUGGUGCCUGAAGGACCCACGCUGCGUACUUACUCCAUCCUCCUUGGACAUCUUGCUGGCUGCUGGAUCGUCAAAUACAGCUGGGUGGAGGCUUGUUUGCAGGCAGGCAAGCGGAUGCCAGAAAACGAGCACGAAGCAGGAGAGGGCCCCCGGCGCAGUCGCAUCAACCAAUGCAGUUUGCUCCCACCUCUCUUCGACGGCUGUUUCUUCUUCCUCUUGGGCUCCUUUAAGUCACCUAAAAAGAAUGAGCUGGCCAAUCUGCUCCGCGAAGGAGGAGGUCAACUUCUGAGUCGGCAGCCCAAACCUGACAGUGAUGUGACUCAAACACUAAAUGCUGCUGCCUACCACGCUAUGCCAGGAUCAGACCAGGCUCUCUGCACCCAGUAUAUCAUCUUUGACCAGCAGGGCCCACAUAAGCCAGCUGUGGUUCGAAGGGGCAAAGUGUGGUCUGCUCCCUCCUCAUGGAUCAUCGACUGUAUCGCUGCUUUCCAACUCCUUCCUGUACCAAACCUUGCAUCAGAAUAG